Molecule: messenger RNA, 7968 nt
Organism: Cercocebus atys (sooty mangabey)
Lineage: Eukaryota; Metazoa; Chordata; Mammalia; Primates; Cercopithecidae
Product: zinc finger protein 2 homolog
Exons: 6
Coding region: 1-2139 (712 amino acids)
Biological process (GO): regulation of transcription by RNA polymerase II
Molecular function (GO): DNA-binding transcription factor activity, RNA polymerase II-specific; RNA polymerase II cis-regulatory region sequence-specific DNA binding
Source: RefSeq, a predicted model, not a curated record
AUGCAUGGAGGCGCAGCAGCAGGGACGCCGCCGGGCGCCUCCCCUCCGAGGGAGCACGGCAGCCCGGGAAGGAUCCCACUCGGCACUGAAGGAGGAGCGGCCCUUCGACAGCCACGGGCAGGGAUUCGCCAGCUGCCGAACGCUCCUCCAGGCCGGUCAGGCGCGCGCGGCGCCAAGAAACGCAGCCUGGGGCGCAGGCGGCCGCGGGGUCCUCUGGGAAGCGGCGUUGGGCGUGACGGCCGCCAGCCGCGCCCCGCGGAGGAUUCUGGGAGUGGUAGUCCGGCCUCACGGUUGGCCGGCGCUAGGCGUCGCAGCCGGCGGUUAGAUGCCUUUGUAGUCGGGCUCCGCUUGCCGGUGUGUGGCUGGAGGUCGAACCCAGGGUGGAGGAGGGCUGAGCGCAUCCCCUUUCAGUCUGAGUGCCCGGGAGGAGGGUGGCGGGAGGACCCCCGGGUGGGGGCGCCGGGCCGCCAGCGCGAGCUGCGUUCCGGGCCUCUUGGGGAACGCGAGCGGCGGACCCCCGGCCCCUUCCCCCGCGGCGGUUGCCUCCAGCGCGGGCUGGAGGAAGGAGUCUCCAUGGAACCUGGGGGCAGAGGAUCACUUUUUGAGGACUCAGACCUUCUCCAUGCUGGAAACCCAAAAGAAAAUGACGUGACUGCUGUGCUGCUGACCCCUGGGUCCCAAGAACUGAUGAUCAGGGAUAUGGCUGAGGCUCUCACCCAGUGGAGGCAGCUGAACUCUCCUCAGGGAGAUGUGCCUGAGAAGCCCAGGAAUCUGGUCUUGCUGGGGCUUCCAAUUUCCACACCUGAUGUAAUCUCUCAGUUGGAGCAUGAGGAGGAACUGAAGAGAGAAGUUUCAAAAGCAGCCGCUCCAGACUGGGAAACAAUACCAGAAAGCAAGGAGCUCACUCCAGAAAAGGGUAUUUCUGAAGAAGAAUCGGCCCCUGGGGUGUUAAUUGUAAGAUUUUCAAAGGAAGGUUCUAGUGAACGUGAGGAUUCUUUAGAGAGUCAGCAGGAAAACCAUGAGAAACAUUUAAUACAAGACACUGUCACUCAGAAAUCUUCUAGGGAGAGAAGUUACCAAUUUGAUGAAUUUAGAAGAAGUUGCACUCGGAGGUCCUUACUCGUUCAGCAGCAGGGAGAGAGACUACAUCAUUGUGAGUCGUUUAAAAAUAACUUAAAACAAAAUUCAGAAAUAAUUAGGCAUGAGAGAAUUUGUGCAGGAAAGAAACCUUGGAAAUGCAGUGAGUGUGAGAAAGCCUUCAGUUACUACUCAGCUUUUGUCUUACAUCAGAGAAUUCACACCGGAGAAAAACCCUAUGAAUGUAAAGAGUGUGGGAAAGCCUUUAGCCAGAGCAUACACCUUACUCUGCACCAGAGAAUUCAUACUGGAGAGAAGCCCUACGAAUGCCAUGAGUGUGGGAAAGCCUUCAGUCACCGCUCAGCCCUUAUUCGGCAUCACAUCAUUCAUACUGGAGAAAAACCCUAUGAAUGCAAUGAAUGCGGGAAGGCCUUUAACCAGAGUUCAUACCUCACUCAACAUCAGCGAAUUCAUACUGGAGAGAAACCUUAUGAGUGUAACGAAUGUGGGAAGGCCUUCAGCCAAAGCACAUUCCUUACCCAGCAUCAGGUCAUUCACACUGGAGAGAAACCCUAUAAGUGUAACGAAUGUGGCAAAGCCUUUAGUGAUCGGUCAGGUCUUAUUCAGCACCAGAGGACUCAUACUGGGGAGCGGCCUUACGAGUGUAACGAAUGUGGGAAAGCCUUUGGCUACUGCUCAGCCCUGACUCAGCACCAGAGAACUCACACUGGGGAGAAACCCUAUAAAUGCAACGAUUGUGCCAAAGCCUUCAGUGACCGCUCAGCCCUUAUUCGUCAUCAGAGAACACACACUGGAGAGAAACCUUACAAAUGUAAAGAUUGUGGAAAAGCAUUCAGCCAGAGCUCGUCUCUUACAAAGCAUCAGAAAACUCACACUGGAGAAAAGCCCUACAAGUGUAAGGAAUGUGGAAAAGCCUUCAGCCAGAGCUCAUCCCUCUCUCAACAUCAGAAAACUCAUGCCGGAGUGAAAACCAAGAAAUAUGUCCAAGCUUUUAGUGAGCAUUUAACCUUUGGCCAACACAAGAGAAUUCAUACUGGAUAAAGACCAUGUACAUGUGGUACAUUCAGAGCAUACUUAUUGAGCAUUUACCGUGCUUGCCAUGGGGGUCUACAAAGAAAUUUAAGAUGGUGUUGCAAAAAAGUUAUUGAGAAGUCACUGCUGAUAUGGGUUGUAGCAUGAUUAGACUGUGAAAGUAUAGUUUUACCUUUUUAAAAGUGUUCUGGCAGAGGACGCUGAAUUUCCCUCAGGAAAGAGGGAAAUUAUUUGUAACACCCUAACGUGUAUGUAAAUUACCAUAUGCUUGGGCGAGAAAUGGGGUAUGCUGUGGUGGAAAGGGGACAUCUUGACUGUGCUAGAUAUUUUCAUAAUACUAAGAAUAUAAGUUUUAAAGAGAUAAGUUAUACUUUUAGGGAAGUUGCGUGGGUAGAAAUAAGAGAUUGAGAAUUCACAAUGAGUUUGUCCAGAGUCAGGAGUGGUGUUGGAAGGGAAGUUGUCCUUCAUUCUUAAGUUUAAAGAGCCAAAGGAAGUAGAGGGAAAGGAUAGAAAAAAAGAGCUCGGGGAAUGAACCCAAAAAAUGUUGAUUAUGUUAACUACUCAACUGAAUAUUCACAACCGUGAAAAAUAUUAGACUUAAUAGUUGUCCAGUUGAAAAGUUUCUGUGAGGGUAGCUUUACCCUGCAGCUAAGGACUGUUGGCUGACUGUUUCUGUGAGGGUAGCUUUAGGCUGCAGCUAAGGACUAUUGGCUACAGGGUAAUGCAGGGUGUUUGCUUCUGCACUUUUUGUCUUUUAGACCUUGCUUACUGAGACAUCGCCUACUAAAUCAUGUUAAUUUCCAAGGGUCAGGAGCCACAGCUUAGAAAAUUGAGUACAGAAGAGACCUUUGAUGUGUUCAAACUGUUUUAAGGUAUCUGAGUUACCUGAGAAUGUGCUUAUUUAUAAAGAUUUACCUCAGUUGUAUCUAGUUUGUACCUUAGAUUUUUUAUAGCUUAUAGUAAAGUUUAGUUGUAGAUUUGCACUGACACUGCAUAUUAGAUUAUGAAAAGCUUGAAAAGACUUUGAAAUACCUUUUACCAUUUUACUCUUGAGUAGAGGCAGGUGGCAUCUUUUUAUAUUUCUUUUUCAUUGAAACUUUGAAGAUUAUUGGACACGUUAUUUUGAGUGCAGAGUUUUUAAUUUUAGGAAGCUGUACUAUGAUGUAUCUUGGUGUGAAUUUCUUUUAGUUUACCCUAUUGGGUUUGCUUAGCUUCUUCAAUGUAUAGGUUUAUGUCUUUUGCCAAAUUUGGUAGAUUUUCAGCCCUCAUCUCUUUAAAUACAUUUUAGCCCCCACCUUCUACUCCUUUUCUCCUGGGACUCUAAUGAAAGAAAUAGGAGCUCUUUGGUUGUCGUCUCACAAGUUGCUGAGGCUCUGUUCAUUUUUUCUUGACGAUUUUUGUCUGAAUCUGCUCUAUCUGCCAUAACAAGACAGCAUAGACUGACCGAGUGACUCAAAAAAAUACAUAAUUCUAACAGUUCUGAAGGCUGGGAAAUCCAAGAUCAAGGUGCCUGCUGACUCAGUCUCUAAUGAGGGCUUUCUUCCUGGCUUACAGAUGGCUGCCUUCUCACUGUGUCUUCUCAUGUCCGUAGUGCAUGCAGAUGGGCCAGUUGGGAGAGGGAGAGAGAAAUAGCUCCCUCUUCUUAUCAGUCCACCAGUUCUAGCAGAUUAGGACUCUGCCCUUCUUACCUCAUUUAACCCUAAUUACCCCCCUGAAAACGCUGUCUCCAAAUUCACAUUGGGGAUUAGCACUUCAACAUAAUUUUGGGGAAGAGGGGAUACAUUUAGUCCAUAACGUUCCACCCCAGCCCCUCACCGAAUUUAUGUCCUUGCGUGCAGAAUACAUUUAUUCCUCUCCAACGGCCCCAAAAGCCCUAACUCAUUCUAGCAUUAGCUCUAAAGUCCAGACCUUCAAGUAAAUACCACCUAAAUCAGAUACGGGUAAGACUCAAGGUGCAAUUCAUCCUGCGGCACAAUUGCUCUCCAGCUGUGAACCUGUGAAACCAAACAAGUUAUGUGCUUCCAAAAUACAUUUGUGGUCUGGACAUAAUGUAGGCAUUCCCAUUCCACAGAGGGAGAAAUAGGAAAGUAGGAGGAGGGAUGUGUCCUGAGCAAGUCCAAAACUUAGCAAGGCAAAUUCCAUUAGGUCUUGUGUUUCAUCAGAUCUUGUGAGAAUAAUCCUCUUUUGCUCAGUGCCUCCCGGACCCACUGGGGUAGAGGUCCUGUCUCUGGUACUGCCAGGUAGCCCCUUGCCUAAGCCUCUGCAGGGCAAUUCUGCCCCUAAGGCUUCAGUUGGAGGCUUUCUGUUCUGUUGAAACCAAGGUGAUGGUUCCACCCUUUGAAACAAGAGGCAUCCCCAAUGGUCUCUGAAUUGUUUUCAGGGUCAUUCUCUUUUCUUGAAGGUAACACAUACUCAUAGACAAAUGGCUCUCUAGUCUGGUUCUGUAGUAUCUGAGAAGUCCUAAAGCCUGCCUUCAUUUUAUUUUGUUGUUUUUCUGUCCCCUUUAGUGCCAGGUGGCUGUGUUUCUGCUGUUAUAAUCCCAUUUAUAUUCCUGGCUUCUCCUGGGCUGUGAAACCCAUUUGAUCUAUUUAUCAAAUGGUUGAAAUAGUUUUUAAGCCACAUGCUUAGUGUUUUCUUCAUAGCAAAUUUUCUCAUAUUUUUGUGAUACAAGUGGAAUGUUCAUAUUUCUUUAAUUGUGCUUCCUUGUUUCUUAACAGUUCCUUCUUCACUUAAUCUCUCUCCUCUCACAUUUUACUACAAGCACUAAGGGGACCCAAGCUGCACCUUCAGUACUUUGCUUAGAAAUCUGCUAAAUAAACAGUUUCAUCACUCUCAAGUUCUGCCUUUCAGAAAACGCUGGAACAGUUCGGAGAAGUUCUUUGCCACUUUAUAACAAGAGCCACCUUUUUUUUUUUUCCAGUUCUAAUAAUAUGUACCUUAUUGCCAUCUGAGGCCUUGCCAGAGUGGCCUUUAAUAUCCGCAUCUCUAGCAUGUACCUCAAAACUCUUGGCCUCUACCCAUCACCCUGUCUAAAGCUGCCUCCACAUUUUGAGGCAUAUGUUACAGCAGCAUCCGCCUUCUGGGUACCAGAAUCUCAAUCUGCUUGGUCGGCCAUAACAAACAUCCAUAGACUGGGCAGCUCAAACCACAGAAAUUUAUUUCUCAAAGUCCUGGAGGCUGUAAGUCUAAAAUCAGGGUCCAACCGCGUUCAGUUCCUGGCUUGUAGAUGGUUGCACUCUCACUGUGUUCUCACCUGACCUGUUCUCAGUGCACAGGUGUGGAGAGAAGUUGGAUUGGGAUCCCACCUUUAAGGUCUCUUUUAACCUUAAUUACUUCCUCGGAACCUAUCUCCAAAUAUAGUCACAUUGAGGGUUAGGGUGUCCACAUAAUGAAUUGGGGUGGGGGGACAUAGUUCGUCACAGUUUUCUCUCUUCAGAUUGAGUAUUUUCUGUUGUUCUGUCUUCCAGUUCGCUAGAUCUUCCCUCUGUCCUUUUGAUUCUGCUGUUGAGACCAUCCUUGAAUUUUAUUUCAGUUAUUGUAUUUUUUAGUUGCACAUGAUUCUUUGUUUCCUUGCUGAGAGCCUUUCUUUGCUUAUUUUGUUUGCAUUAAGCAUGUUUGUAAUUACUCAUUGAGGCAUUUUUGUGAUGGCUGCUCUCAAAUCCUUGCAGGUUAUCCUAACAUCUGUAUCAUCUCAGUAUUGACAUCUUUGGGUUAUCUUCUCAUUUAAGUUGAGAUUUUCUUGGUUCUUGGUGUGAGGAGCAAUUUUCAGUUGAAGUCUGGACAUUUGGAGUAUUUUGGUGUGAGAUUUCGUAUCCUGUUGAAGUCUUCUGUAUUGACAGGCCUCCUCGGAUACCACUGUGGUGGAGAAAGUGUUGCGGGGGUGCUGCCUCCUUACUUUAAGUUGGUGUUGGAAGUCCAGGUUCACCAUUGGCCUCUAAUGACUCCUGGGCAGGGGUCCUUACUACUGCUGGGCAAGGGUGGGAUUUACAGCUCCCCACUAGGCCUCCGCUGACACCACACUGGCUAGGGAAGAUCAGGAAUGCUUUGUUACUGCUAUUUACAUGGUCUCGAUUGACAGCAUGGUGUGGGGUUGAGGGUGACAUCUUUACUGUUGGGAAUUGGUGUAAGUCUUGACCCCCCACUUGGCUUCCACUGAGACCACACCAGUAAGAAAGAAGCGAGAUGGCUCUGAGUAGGGGGGACACUGCCAGGGUGAUGUGUGGGGAGGGGUGGGUUUUAGAAAUCUAUCUGCCCACUUGGUCUUCUCUGAUACCACCCCAGGCUAAAGGUGGAGGACUGAGAGCCUUGUUACAGCCUGGUGAGGGUGGAAGUAUUUAGGCCUUUGUUGGUGGGGAUAGGACCAUAGCUUGCUUCUGUGGUCUUUUAAGUAGGAUUGUGGUUUUCUAAACGUUUUCUGUCUUGCUAGGCUACUGCCUUUCCAGUCCUUUGGCUAGAAAAAGCAGAUUUUUCUUGGGGCUUUUUUUUUUGUCUGUGCCUGUUGGCAUUUCUGGGUUGUCAGCUUCUCUAGAACCCAAUCUGGGAUAGAUGAGGCAACGAGAAAACCCAAGAACAUCACUGCUGUGUUCUUCCUCAGGUUCUGAGGUCCCUAGCCAGUCCAUUCUCUCUCCACCUUCUAGAACUUUCUUAUGUUUGCUUUGUAUAUAAUAUCCCAGAUUUUUAGUCGUACUUAGUGAGAGCAGUAGGAGAAAGUAGUGCUCUACCUUUCCCAUGACAUCUUUGUGCUUGACACUGAAAUCACACAUCAAGUUGUGGUAUAUAUAUAUGGUUUGUGGUGUAUACAGGUCAUUUGUAACCAGUUAGGAAUAGGUACUAAAAGAAAUGCUCACUGGAUUCCUGAAGAUAAGCUGCCAAUUUGAUAGGUAGAAACUAUCAGCCUGCUUCAUCUAGCUUUGAAGGAACAAUAGUUUAUAAAUUGAGGAAACACCAGUAUUUAAUUGUAGGUUAUAAACUUGAGAAGGAUAGAUAUGACUAAGAAUAUAAACUGUAGGGUUAAAUUUUUUGUAUUUGUAUUUUCAAACUGACUUUUUGAACUUUUGCAAAAAUCAACUUUUAUCAAAGUACACAAUAAAAUUCACCCACUUAAAGGUGUUUGCCAUGUUUGACGAAGAUAUUACCCUUGUAACUACCACCGUAAUUGUGUGUGUGGUUAUAAUAGUUCCUCCUUCUCCUUCUCCCUCCCUCUCUCCUCCUCCUCCCCAUCUUCCUCCUCCUUUCACCCCUUUCUCUUUCUUUCUCCUUUCUUCCUUUCUUCCUUCCACAGUUCUGUCUUAAAAUGCCCUAUGUAGACUUGUGUAACCAUCACCACAAAGGGUACAGAACAAUUCCACUGCACCAACAAAUUCCCCUUGUGCUGCUUUUUUUUAAGAGUGGCUCCCCAUCCUGCAUUGAGUAUAAAGGCUUUGAUUUUCAUCAGUGUUGUGUCAUUUACUAAUUUUUAUUGCUGAGUAGUUUUCCACGUUAGGUACCACAGUAUUCUUAGCCAUUAACCCACUGAAGCACAUUUAGGUUGUUUAUAAUUUUUGGUGAUUAUGAAUAAAACUAUUACAAACAUUAGGUUUUUGUAUGAACAUAAAUUUUCAUAUCUGUAGGGUAAAUAUUGGAGUGAAAUGGUUAGGUCAUAUGGUGAGUAUAUAUUUACCUUUGUAACACAGGGCCAACCUUUUCCAGAAUGAUUGGUUAAAUUUGUUUUCCCACCAGCAAUGUAUGAAGAUGUGGUUGCUCCAUAAUUUGCCAACACCUGGUAUUCUCAUUGUUUUUAUUUUAUCCACUCUAGUAGAUGUGUAGUGGUAUCUCAUUGUGGCUUCAGUUUGCAUUUCC